Molecule: messenger RNA, 1214 nt
Organism: Drosophila hydei
Lineage: Eukaryota; Metazoa; Arthropoda; Insecta; Diptera; Drosophilidae
Gene: imd
Product: protein immune deficiency
Exons: 2
Coding region: 163-1005 (280 amino acids)
Biological process (GO): signal transduction
Molecular function (GO): protein binding
Source: RefSeq, a predicted model, not a curated record
CCGUUCAACUUGUUGCCAUUCACACAACAAAGACAAAAAGAAAAAGAGCGAGUUAUAGUUUUUUUGUGUCUUGGAAAAUACUCGUUCUCUUGGCAUUUCCGAAAUAUAAUUUAUUUAUAGCACAAUCAAACACGCACAGACACACACAUACAGACGCACAAUAUGCCAAAACUAAAGAGCUUAAUACCCAAUAUCUUUGGCGGCAACAGAGACGCAAACAGUAACAGUAACAACACAAACAUGAAUGCGGAGGGACGUUUGGAAACAGAUGCAUUGCCAGUUAGCGAGGCAGAUAACGACAUUAGCGGCGCAUUAUCGCUGACCUCGAAUACGCCAACACCAUCCGCUGAUCUAACCGAAUCGGUGCUACGCGAACUCUCCGAUCCCAAUUACAAUUCCAUGGAUGUGGUGCAGUCGGCGCAAAUACCAGGAAGUGCUCUAGUAAAUGGCAACAACAGCACUAUGAACACUAUGAACGUGCAUAGUGCACAACAACAGGUGGUGAUGAACUUCUCGAAUGCCAGCAAUUUGCAUUUUGGCUCCGUAUACAAUUUCAAUCAAAAUCUAACUGGCUGCAGUUCACGCAAAGGCAGUACUAGUACAACGGAGGAUGUGGCAGGAGCGUUGCCAGCCGAUGGCAAAGUCCGACACUCUGUGCCAAGAAAAACAGUUAGCAUCGUAGCGAUGAUGCAGUCGCAGCAGGAACCAGACGAACGAUUGCUAGAUGCGGUGGCCACCCACCUAGGCGAGGGCUGGAAGCAAGUGAUGCGUGAUCUGGGCCAUUCCGAGGGUCAGAUCGAGCAGGCGAUAAUUGAUCAUCAAAUGCAUGGCAAUAUCAAAGAGGUGAUUUAUCAACUGCUGUUACAGUGGCUGCGCAGCGCUGACGAUGGCGUUGCCACUGUGGGACGACUCACCACCUUGCUGUGGGAAUCCCAGCAUCGGGAAUGUGUGCAGCGCAUGAAACUCGUUUGGAAAGCGCUCGAGAAGCGCAAGACAUUCAGUUAGAAAUCCAGGGCUACACCAUAUCUACUUAGUAUAAGUCUCUAAUUUAGUUGCUUUCAAACCCCACAAACAACUCAGCAAUUAGCGUAGAGCAUUCUAAUUUUUGUGCAAUAAUAUUUGUAAAACUAAUUUUUUAGACAAAAAACAGGCAUUGUAAAAUAUUUUUAUAUACGUAAACUUCGAAUAGGUGCCUUAUAAAAACAAGUUUGUCC